AUGUUCUUGUAUAUAGGUAAAGAUCUUACAUGGUAUGCUAAAGAUAGUAGCCAGGAACAAGCUCGUCAAGAAGAAAUUAGAGCAAUCAAAGAAACGGAAGCAGAUGUUAUGGCUGAAUUUUUGGGAGCUGGCAAAAGGAAAGUAGUUACUACAAAUGUAUCAAAACAAGAGCUAAAUAACAUUUUAAAGAAAGAACAAGAAGAGGAUGCAGAUGAUGACGAAAAUAUAGUCAAAGUCAAUCAGGAAGCCUCAAAAGGAUUAGGAUUUAGAAGUUCUGGAAGACUCUUAGUCGCAGAAAUGCUUCCUGAAAUUGCUCAUAAUGAAAGAUCCGGUCAAAAUAAUGACAAUAUGAGCGGUUUGGUUGUUUCAGACGAUACAAAAUAUAUUGCAGAAAGUGGUAAUAGUCGACUUACUUCAUCAAAUAAUAUUCCAAUUAAUGUUGAUCGCAAUUUAUCUACCAUUAAAAAGCAAAGUAAAGAAAAAACUAAGAAACAUAAAGAAAAGCACAAGAAAAAAGAAAAGCAUCGGAAAAAAGAUAAACAGAGGAAAAAACACGCUUCAAGUGAAUCUCCAUAUAUAUCAGCAUCGGAUGAAGAUGGCUCUUUAAGUGAAAGGCCAUCUCGAGAUUCAAGAAUAUCACGUGAUAAAAGACGUCGCCAUUCCCCUUCAAAGAGGAAAGAAAGAUCUAGAGAAAUAUCAAGAUCUAAUUCGCCUAGACAACGUCAUAAAUCGCGUUCACCUGUAUUUCGUCAUUCUAGACGUGAGUCAUCUCCUUAUUUUCGUUCCCGUUCCAAGUCACCUCCCCCCUCAAGACGUGAAAAAUCCCGUUCAAGAUCUCGCUCGAAAUACCGAACAAAUACAUCGUUGAGACGGGACAGUUCUAGAGAACAACGGCGUCAUCAUAGAAGUUAUAGAGAUGAUGAAUAUCGUCAUGAUCGGGAUAGAGAAAUACAUUCGUCAACUAGACAUCAUCGUACUAGAAAUGAUAUUGAAGAUUGA
Messenger RNA from Ambispora leptoticha, 999 nucleotides. Lineage: Eukaryota; Fungi; Glomeromycota; Glomeromycetes; Archaeosporales; Ambisporaceae. The record is from the annotation of a GenBank genome assembly.